Glycine soja is the source of this 1853-nucleotide messenger RNA. RefSeq names its product UDP-N-acetylglucosamine transporter UGNT1-like. The record is from RefSeq and is a predicted model, not a curated record. Bases 147 to 1190 code for a protein of 347 amino acids. The transcript is spliced from 10 exons. Gene Ontology annotation, molecular function: antiporter activity; GDP-fucose transmembrane transporter activity. Gene Ontology annotation, cellular component: Golgi apparatus. NCBI's taxonomy places the organism in Eukaryota, Viridiplantae, Streptophyta, Magnoliopsida, Fabales, Fabaceae.
UAACUGUACAAAACAUUGUCGUAAAAAAGUAAUUUGUUAUCUUUCUUUCACGGUUUCACCAAUUAGUAAGUUUAAGGAUCUGAAUCGGAGCAGAGAGAGACGCCUGCGGGUUUGGGCAGUGAGACUGAGACGUUGAGAAUCGCGGAAUGCCUCUGAAGCCAUCGUAUUCGUCGGAGAAUCUGAUGCUUCCGGUGUCGGAUCCUCCGAACGACGAAGACCGAGAGUGGCUUUUGAAAGCCGAUAAUUACAAGACCUUCCAAACACGAAGGAUUUAUGCUGCCAUCUCUUAUAUGUCAUGUGCAGUGCUCUUGGUGCUGUUCAAUAAAGCCGCUCUUUCGUCUUAUCACUUCCCAUCUGCAAGCGUCAUCACGCUUCUUCAGAUGGUAUGCUCAUGUUGUUUUCUUUAUGUAUUGAGGCGCUGGAGGAUAAUUUCUUUCAUAGCAGGCGAAUCAGUAAUUAUGUCAGAUAACUCAAAAGGAUUUGUGCCACUGAAGACUUUGAAGCAUACCCUUCCUCUGGCAGGAGCAUAUUUACUUUACAUGCUAGUUACCAUGGAGUCUGUUCGUGGAGUAAAUGUUCCUAUGUACACCACCCUUAGGAGGACCACGGUGGUAUUUACAAUGCUUGUAGAAUAUAUGCUGGUGGGGCAGAGGUACUCACCUUCUGUCAUUUUCAGUGUUGGCUUGAUUGUCUUCGGUGCAUUUGUUGCGGGAGCACGGGAUUUAUCCUUUGAUGCCCAUGGCUAUGCCAUUGUUUUCCUGUCAAACAUCACCACAGCUAUAUAUCUUGCAACCAUAGCCCGUGUUGGCAAAACUAGUGGCCUUAAUAGCUUUGGCCUUAUGUGGUGCAAUGGUGUCACAUGUGGGCCCUUUUUGUUUAUCUGGACAUUAGUUCGGGGUGACGUGAAGAUGACAAUCAAUUCUCCUUACCUUCUUUCACCUGGUUUUAUUGUUGUUUUGCUUUUUUCCUGCAUCCUUGCUUUCUUCCUGAAUUACAGUAUUUUUCUGAACACAACUCUCAAUUCAGCUCUGGCACAGACAAUAUGUGGUAAUCUUAAGGAUCUAUUUACUAUUGGCUUUGGCUGGAUAAUUUUUGGUGGGCUACCAUUUGAUUUUUGGAAUGUAGUAGGACAACUUCUGGGUUUUGCGGGCUCUGGUUUAUAUGCCUACUAUAAGCUCAUCGGCAGAUAACUCACUGCGUUUGAUGUCUUUAUGGAUUUCGGACUACCAUUGCUUCGGUCAUCUGACCUUCACUACAUCAAGGAGAAGAAUCUGAAUUGACCAUAAUGUCGAACAAGUGAUCAAGCUAAUCUAAUUUAUUAGUAUAUUUUGAUGAGUCAGAAGUUGACAUUAAUACAUAAUCUCGUGGCUUUAGUAUAUUCAACCUGCUUUUGAUCUAGCAAUGAGUUCACCUAGCGUAUUCGAUGAAUCCAUUGCACCCCUCUCCCUAUCUUGGGGAUAGAGGUUUCUGGACUUUCCAUGUAUUUAUUCAUUUUACUUUUGGGAGUUUGAAGACGUGACAAGGAAGGGAGAGAGGGCAAGCUCAACAGUUUUUGCGGUUCGAUUUUAGGAUAAAGAUAUCUCUUUCUGUAUUCCUGUCAACUAGUAUGUAGUAUUUCUUUUGAAUGGAGCCAUUGGGUGCUAGAGAAAGUAGAAAAUGAUCACAAAAUUUGAUUCAGAGUCAGAAAGAGUCAGGAGGAAGAGUUGUAAAAUCCCAAAAUAUAAACUGUGGUACUAAGGAAAAAGAAAGUUAGAAAUGAUCAAUGAAUAUUUAACUAUUGGAUUUUAUAUGAAUAGUUAAAAGUGAGAUAAAUAUACACGACUCUUGGUCAUGUAAUUAUUAUUUUAUUUUAA